Spinacia oleracea (spinach) is the source of this 2919-nucleotide messenger RNA. RefSeq lists its product as uncharacterized. Lineage: Eukaryota; Viridiplantae; Streptophyta; Magnoliopsida; Caryophyllales; Amaranthaceae. The transcript is spliced from 3 exons. The coding region runs from base 1943 to 2587 and encodes 214 amino acids. The record is from RefSeq and is a predicted model, not a curated record.
AUUUAUGAAUUUUAGUAAUAAAUAUAUAAUUAACGUGUAUUUAUUUAUUACAUUUUAAUAUUUUCAACAAUUUACGAAAUCGAAAAUGAUUUUAGAAUUUUAAGGUAAAACGAAUUUGAAUUACGAAAAUCGAUUGAAAUUAGAAAUUUGGAUUCUAACAACUUAAAUCCUACUCCUAGCCCAAUUGGGAAAAGCCCAAACCAAAAAUAAAAAAACAAAACCCAAACCAAUACUCCCUUUUCUCUUUUCUAAUCCACGUAAAACCAAAGCAAGACAUACACUACUCCUUCAAUCUCACGUACAGCAAAACCCUCAACCUCUCAGCCGUUUUCUCUCCUCCUUCACGUCGUUGCUCAGCUGCCGGCCACCGUCACUUCAGGCCGGACCACCAUCGCCCUUUACCGCCGGUAAUCCUUCUUCGAUCUCCCUUUCGUUCUCCUUUCUCUUCUCUCUCUUUGCUUCAUUCUUUCCUGCUAUUGAAUUGCAGCAACCACCGCAACGACCCCCGCUUCCCACCAGCGACCAACCGCACCACCACCGACUGCCCAGUACCGGCCCCUGUUGCCGCGUCGCGUCGCCCAGUAGCUGCAGCCUCCCUCCUUUCUCUGUCACGCGCGAAAUUGCAGCUCCCUCUCUUCUUGCUUCUUGCGUGCACAACCACCACCACCCACAAGCGUCGCCAACCUCCGCGACCACCUGCACCGCCGUCACGCAGCCCGCCGUCAGCCAGCUCCCCUCCUAUCUCCUUUGGCGGAGAAUUCUUUGUAGGCGACUUUUGAAUUCGUUAAAGUGGCCUAUCAAUUUGUUUACACAAGUCUCUAAGGAUCAAUAAGCAUUGUCCAUCUGCAGGUUUGAAGAUGUUGCAUCAUUGGGAUCGGGAAUAGAGAGCUUGUAUUUAGUUUUGUUUUGAUAAGUUGACUUGGGUUUGUUUAAUCGGACUUUAAACUUGUCGUACUAUUUAUAUUUCCUUAUUUUCUUUUAUUGGUUUUUGGGAUUAAACCUGUAAUCGAUUAUUUAUAAACCUAAAGUUAGUUUUAUGUUUUCCGCUGCAAAAUUCUGAAUAAGCCGUUACGUUUUCACACGGGCGAUAAUGCCUUGAUAAUUCUCUACGUUUUAUAAAAAGGUUAUUUUAGAAAAGAGAGAAUUGUCGAGGUGUUACAAAGUGGUAUCUAGAAGCUAAGGUUUUACUUUAAAAAAAUUUUAGGCGCCUAACUAUCUAGUUAUUUAAAAUAAAUUUCUUAAAAAUCGAGAUUCUACGUAUUAUAGUGUUAAAAAAAUUGGUACUUUUUUUUGGGGGGCCGAUUUCAUUUUACCUUGUUUGAAAGUAUACGAUAUUCCUUAUUUACGUUCGAAAUCAAAUUAUUUUUCCAAGUUAAAGUGAUACUUUGGACAUUUUUAUUUUUUUUAUUAUUUAUUAUUCAAACAAAUAAAUAAAAAUAAUAUGAAUACAUUUUUUUUAAAAAGGAGUUCAAUUUUUUUUUCUUUUUAAAGUUGUUUCAAGAUUUAGAAUUCGUUAAUUAGGAAAUAUAAAUCUUUUUCGAAUUAAUAACUUUAUUUUCUAAUUUAUUCGCUACGCAUUUCCUUAAUUUAUUUUACUUUAUUUAUUUUAUAUUUUUAUUUAUGUUAUUAUUCUAUGUUAUAAUUUUCUUAUAUUAGCGUCCUUUUACCUUGUUAUUUAAAUUAUUUCAAUGCUUUAGCUUAUGAGAGAUGGGUAGUAUAAGAAGGGCAUAUAAGAUAGAAUUAUAUGUGCAUUAGUGGCUAGUCAACGCUAGCAUUAGAAAUUGAUUGUUAUGUACGUGCGUGUGCUAAUUGUUUAAGUGUUACAUUUACAAGUGCAUAAAGAAUUGUUUGAUUCCACCAAACUUAUCGAUUACUGAACCUUGUUUAUGUUUUGGCUGGAAAAUCGUUAGUGAGACCUUGAAUUGUUUAUUUCAGGAAUAAAAUGUUUCUUUCCAAGUAUACCAAUAUAGGAUCCUUCGAGAAACUUGAUAUAGAAACCCCAGAUAUUUAUGUGAAGAAAAUUGUGUUUGGAUGUGAAUAUUAUGCUAAGGUUCAAGGGCAACCUAUCUUAAUGAGAAAGGAUAUCAUAGCAGCCACUAUCAUUAAUUGCUUACCUAACAAAUUUCCAUACCUAGAACUCAAGGAAAAGUUUAAAGACAUGCAUUCUGAUAAUGGAACUCCAAACUUGGCUAAGUAUGGAACUUGGGAUGGUAGAUGGAAAUAUGAUUCAGAAAUUCUGACCACCAUUAUUGAAGCGGCAGAAAGUGGGUUUAGAGACGGUAAAAUCGUAGGGAGUCAUGUUGGGGAUUCAGUUACAGAAGAACCUAUGGGAAUUAGUGUAAAUAAUGACCUAGAGGAAAAUGAUGUAGCUGUGGAGAAUGAGAAUGUAGGUGUUGAGGCAGAGAAUCCUAACCCAGCGGCUCAUGAGCCAACCAUUGAGAUCUCUAGUGAUUCGGAUGCAGAGCUCGAAAGUGAACAGGAGAUGGCAAGUGAGCCUAAUCAAGAUGAAGACAUGGGUGAAGAUGCAAACCCUAAGGAAGACCCCGAUGAAGACCCUGAAGAAGAGUUCGAUAAUCUUGAGAUCUAAAUUUCACUUCGCAAGUUUCAGGAGCAAUGGAUAGGCAAGAGGCCACAAAUAUUUUGAAGUCAUAAAUAGUUAAUUAGCUCUUUUAUGUUUUGAAGAAUAAGUAGCAAAGCUACAACUGUUUAAGGUUUAAGUUUAUUGAAGUUUGAAAUGUUUUUUAUUAUUUUCAAGGAUGUAAUAAACCUCUAUGGAGUUAGCAAUAAAAGUUAAAGUUUUCAAGGAAUUGUUCUUUAUUCUAUUUUGAGGAUUCCAUAAUACCCCAACCUCUAGGUAGUACGUCGUGGAUUAAUCUUCCUAUUGGUUGCAUACUCAGUGUGAAUGAUGGAUCAAUUUAA